Molecule: messenger RNA, 1847 nt
Organism: Acanthopagrus latus (yellowfin seabream)
Lineage: Eukaryota; Metazoa; Chordata; Actinopteri; Spariformes; Sparidae
Gene: glulb
Product: glutamate-ammonia ligase (glutamine synthase) b
Exons: 7
Coding region: 177-1298 (373 amino acids)
Cellular component (GO): cytoplasm
Molecular function (GO): glutamine synthetase activity
Source: RefSeq, a predicted model, not a curated record
UCGGCCAAUCAGAGGCGGCGGAGACGCUCGGCAGCUCUAUAAAGCCUCCGUGGAGGCACCGUGAGAGGCAGGAAUGAAAAACAAUAGAAAGCUCCACACUGACCACUCGUCUAAAGACUCUUUCAACCUUUUGAUAUUCUUCUACACUUAACACGAGGCGUUCAGGGUCAAGAAAAAUGGCCACCUCAGCCAGUUCACAACUGAACAAAGCUGUCAAGCAGCAGUACAUGAGCCUCCCUCAGGGGGACAAGGUCCAGGCCAUGUACAUCUGGAUCGAUGGUUCUGGAGAGGGACUUCGCUGCAAGACCAGAACUUUGGACUCUGAGCCCAAGACGAUCGAGGAUCUUCCCGAGUGGAACUUCGACGGGUCCAGUACCUACCAGUCGGAGGGCUCCAACAGCGACAUGUUCCUGAUCCCGGCAGCCAUGUUCAGGGACCCGUUCAGGAAAGACCCCAACAAGCUGGUGCUCUGCGAGGUGCUCAAGUACAACCGCAAGCCAGCAGAGACCAAUCUGCGGCGCACCUGUAAGCAGAUCAUGAGCAUGGUGGAGAACAACCACCCGUGGUUCGGGAUGGAGCAGGAGUACACCAUCCUGGGAACGGACGGACAUCCCUUCGGCUGGCCCUCCAACGGCUUCCCGGGUCCACAAGGGCCGUAUUACUGCGGCGUGGGAGCAGAUAAGGCGUACGGCCGCGACAUAGUGGAGGCGCACUACAGAGCCUGUCUCUACGCUGGAGUCGACAUCUGUGGGACCAAUGCAGAGGUCAUGCCAGCUCAGUGGGAGUUCCAGAUCGGGCCCUGUGAAGGUAUCAACAUGGGAGACCAUCUGUGGGUCGCUCGCUUCAUCCUUCACAGAGUGUGUGAAGAUUUCGGCGUGGUCGUGUCCUUCGACCCCAAACCAAUCCCAGGGAACUGGAACGGCGCCGGCUGCCACACCAACUUCAGCACAAAGGAGAUGAGAGACGACGGUGGACUGAAAGUCAUCGAGGACUCCAUCGAGAGGCUAGCAAAGAGACACCGGUAUCACAUCCGCGCCUACGAUCCCAAAGGCGGGCUCGACAACGCCAGGCGCCUCACCGGUCGUCACGAAACCUCAAGCAUCGACGAGUUCUCAGCCGGCGUGGCCAACCGCGGAGCCAGCAUCCGCAUCCCUCGAGCCGUGGGGCAGGACAAGAAGGGCUACUUCGAGGACCGCCGUCCGUCCGCCAACUGCGACCCUUACAUCGUCACAGAGGCUCUGGUGCGCACGUGUUUACUCAAAGAGGAAGGAGAGGAGCCCACAGAUUACAGCAAAUGAACAGUCUUAAGGCCAAGUGUCGUUACCGGAACUGUAUUUAGUUUUGUCUGUUUCAAGACUUGACAGGUUUUCCCUUUAUAGGGGGGAUUUUUAUACUUGACAGAUGAAAUCACAAUCGAGGGGGUGUUCCUGUUCGCACACUCAGUUGUAAGCAUGCAGGUUUACCUCUGGCACAAACACUGCCAUAUUUUUUUCCAACACAUGUAAUCACGAUGUCCUGGUAGCUGAUGAUUUGUGUAGAAUUACAAUGUUGUAAUGUGUUUUAUUUGUACUAAUGACAAACUGUCCAAGUGCAGCAGGAAUUGGCUGCAGAUCUUGUAAACUUUGACCCAAAGGAUCUAAAAGCAAAUUGAAUGUUUUUAUCAGUCUUGGCCACAAUGUUGUUGUUAUCAUGUUGUGCAGAGACGAGAUGGCGUAAGCCUACUUUUGUAUGUUUUUUUUUAUAUAAAUGAUGCAUGUUUGAAAUGUCUGUUUUUCCACUUGAAAUGUCACAUGCCAAAAAAAAACAAAAAAAAAACUUGAAUAAACAUCUAACAUUUUUACGUCCGA